AUGCCGAUGGAUCUAUCGAGCGAUACAAGUAAUUUGGAUUGGCCACUAUACCAGUUUGAUGUAAACAAUGCUUUUGUGCGUGGAGAACUCAUAGAUGAAGUGUAUAUGGACAUUCCUCCUGGAUAUAAUACUAUUCAUAUUGGAACAUCACCACGCACAUGGUUUGCACAGUUCAUCAUGGCGAUGAAGAACAAUGGUUUCAAACAGAGUAACUCAUACCAUACUCUGUUCUUGAAACAUCAUAAAGGGAAGAAUCUAGGUGGACUUAAGUAUUUGUUGGGGAUUGAGGUGGCCCGAUCACAACAAGAUAUAUUUCUCUCUCAAAUGAAAUAUGUCUUAGACUUGUUGACAGAUACAAGAAUGCUAUAUUGCAAACCUAUAGACACUCAUAUUGUUCAUAAUCUUCAUAUUGGAGAAUACCCGGAUCAAGUUCCAACUAACAAAGAAAUAUACCAACGAUUGGGUAGUGUAACAGAUAAAAGAUCUACAUCGGUUUACUUCACAUUCAUGGGAGGUAAUUUGGUGACAUGGAAGAGCAAGAAACAGAAGGUAGUAGCUUUAUCUAGUGCAGAAGCCGAGUUCAGAGGCAUGAGUAAAGGAAUUUUUGAGCUUCUUUGA
Messenger RNA from Prunus armeniaca (apricot), 618 nucleotides. Lineage: Eukaryota; Viridiplantae; Streptophyta; Magnoliopsida; Rosales; Rosaceae. The record is from the annotation of a GenBank genome assembly.